ACACGACACGAUAACAAACAAUCGAUUGGGAUUGAGUUCAAAACGUAUUUGGAGUUUGCAAUUUUUUUUUUCUAUUUCAGCUACCUUCACAACGAUAAUACACAAUAUAUAUAACUACGGUUGGAUUGUCGUCGCAUAAAAUAACGAAAUGUAAACCGCAAUGAAUCGGCAGAGUAGCGAGUUAUGCCAUUAUAAUUACUGAAUACAUUCGCAUCGCAGUAACUAGGUAUAAGUAAAAAAAAAAACAGAUAUGUUACUAACAAAGUUGCGUCCACUUUUGAGUUCUGGAUUACGUUAUAGACAAUGCUUGAUGAAAACAGAGACAUACAAUAUGUUAGCUGUUGCUGGAUGUAACAACUAUCGCUCAUAUAAAAACUUCGCUCAUAAAAAAGACCCUCCGGAUCCACCUUUCAAAAGAUAUUAUAUUUUAUUUUUUAUGUGUUUCGGUGUUUAUCAUUUUAUCAAUUGGGAAUAUAUUCUUGAAAAGAUUUUUCCUCCUGUGGACGCUGACAGUAAUGUAGAGUCUCCUGAAAAUCCAAUAGAAGAUGAUGACAUUUUGGACGAGGCAGUUGAUAAAAAAAAGAAAAAGCCUAAAGUAAAAAUUGGCUUCCGUGACCGAAAGAUUAUUGAAUAUGAAAACAGAAUUCGUCACUUUUCAACACCAGAUAAAGUAUUCAGAUAUUUUGCUACUCUACAAGCAACACAUGUGCAUUCGAACGGACAAGAGUCUCACGAAGUAUACAUGACUCCCGAUGACUUUUUAAGAUCUAUGACACCAGGAAUCAAGCAGCCAGACGGUCUUGGUCUAGACCAAUACAAAAAAUUUGAUCCAAAAAACCCACAUAUGAAACUGCAAUUGGCAUUAAACGAAGAUAGCAUUUUUUAUAAGCUAGGAAGCUCGGGCCUAAUAACUUUUUCAGACUACAUAUUUCUGUUAACUGUUUUAUCCACAUCCAGAAGGCAUUUUGAAAUAGCAUUUAGAAUGUUUGAUUUGAAUGGGGACGGUGACGUUGAUUGCGAGGAAUUUCAAAAAGUUGCCACACUUAUACGACACCAAACAAGUAUUGGAACACGUCAUCGCGACCACGCAAAUACUGGCAACACAUUUAAAGGUGUCAAUUCAGCUUUAACUACUUAUUUCUUUAGCCAUAGUCUCGAAGAAAAACUUACUAUUGAAAAAUUCCUUGAAUUCCAACAACAAUUACAAAAUGAAAUUCUUGAUUUAGAGUUUCAGCGUAAAGGACCUAGCAACGACGGUACUAUAACGGAAGUAGAAUUUACCGAUCUUUUGUUGGCAUAUGCCGGAUAUCCUCCAAAAAAGAAGUCGCGUUUGAUCAAACGAGUGAAAAAAGCAUUUAAAGACAACGCUAAAGGUAUAAGUAAAGAAGAUUACAUAAAAUUCUUUCAUUUUUUAAACAACAUUAACGACGUAGACACAGCACUAACAUUUUAUCAUAUUGCUGGAGCAUCUAUUGAUCAAGGAACACUUAAGCAUGUCGCAAAAACUGUGGCUCAUGUCGAUCUAGAAGAUCAUGUGAUUAACGUAAUAUUUACGAUAUUUGAUGAAAACCUCGAUGGCCAACUAAGCAACCGUGAAUUUGUAGCAGUUAUGAAAAACCGUUUACUGAGAGGUUUGGAAAAACCUAAAGAUACUGGCUUUGUUAAGUUUAUUGAGUCUGUAGGAAAAUGUGCAAAAGAGAGUGUUCCCAACAUUUUAAAUGUAUAAACCAGUUUUCUCAAGCAUAAUAGUUGUUAUUUGUUAAGUUAAUAUUACAUUAUUUUUUUCUCUAAACAUUACCAAUUGUUUAAAACAUAAUUUAUUAUAAUAAAUUUAAUCAAACAUGUCCUGUUUCUUUGAUCAUACAA
This is a messenger RNA of Adelges cooleyi (spruce gall adelgid), 1866 nucleotides long. It is a transcript of the gene MICU1, whose product is annotated as calcium uptake protein 1 homolog, mitochondrial. NCBI's taxonomy places the organism in Eukaryota, Metazoa, Arthropoda, Insecta, Hemiptera, Adelgidae. Bases 251 to 1726 code for a protein of 491 amino acids. The transcript is spliced from 11 exons. Gene Ontology annotation, cellular component: uniplex complex. Gene Ontology annotation, molecular function: calcium ion binding. Gene Ontology annotation, biological process: calcium import into the mitochondrion; mitochondrial calcium ion homeostasis. The record is from RefSeq and is a predicted model, not a curated record.